CAUGACACAAUGUCUAGGGGUAUAAAAAAAGAGAACCACUCCUUCCAAGCCUAGUCCACGCCCGGUGGUCGCCGUUUAGAUUCCAAGCUAAACACACAGUCAAGGGUGUAAGGAUGGCGACGUUGCUGGAAUCGGCUGGUACUGAGUCUAUAUGUAAUAGCAAUUCAAUGCUACCCUCUGAAGCCUCCAGUCUUUCGCACCGAUUUGUUGACAACAAAUUUUAUCUGCUCGCGGUUAUUGGAGAAAUUGUUUCAGAAGACCAUUUGAAGUGUGCCAUUGCAGAUAUUGAAAAGGGAAUCCGGACAUGGGACACUAAUCUGAUUGACUGCAACUUGGACCAAGAACUCAAACUUUUUGUGUCCCGCCACUCUGCAAGGUUUUCUCCAGAUGUACGAGGUCAAAGGAUCCUGCACCACAAAAGCAAUGUUUUGGAGACGGUGGUGCUUAUUAAUCCAUCCGACGAGGCAGUCUCCACUGAGGUUCGGUUGAUGGUCUCAGAUACUGCCAGGCACAAAUUGCUGGUACUUUCAGGGCAAUGUUUCGAAAACACAGGGGAGCUCAUUCUUCAGUCUGGGUCCUUCUCAUUCCCGGAUUUCAUCGACAUCUUCACCGAUCAAGAGAUUGGGGAAUUACUCAGCAACACACAUCCAGCAAACAAGGCAAACCUAACCUUGUUCUGCCCUGAAGAAGGUGACUGGAAGAACUCAAACCUGGACAAACACAACCUCCAAGACUUCAUAAACAUGAAGCUGAACUCUGCGGUCAUACUGCCCGAAAUGGAGGGUCUCUCUGAGUUCGCGGAGUACCUGGCCGAGUCCGUGGAGAUCCCGUCGCCCUUCGACAUGCUGGAGCCCCCGACCUCCGGGGGGUUUCUGAAGCUGUCGAAGCCCUGCUGCUACAUCUUCCCGGGGGGGCGUGGAGACUCCGCCCUCUUCGCCGUCAACGGGUUCAACAUGCUGAUCAACGGGGGCUCGGAUCGCAAGUCCUGCUUCUGGAAGCUGGUCCGACAUCUGGACAGGGUGGACUCCAUAUUGCUGACCCACAUUGGUGAUGACAACCUGCCGGGGAUCAACAGCGUGCUUCAGCGGAAAAUAGCGGAACUGGAGGAGGAUCAGUCGCAGUGCUCCACGGCUAACAGUGAGGUGGUGAAAAAUCUCAUAUCCCCCGAUCUGGGGGUUGUGUUUCUGAACGUCCCUGAAGACCUCAAAAACCCAGAGCCGAACUACAGGGUGCGAAGGACCAUCGAGGAGGUGUCUCACACAUUGCAGUACCUAAACAAGCUGUCCUUAAAACCUGAGCCUCUUUAUAGGCCUGCUAAAAACUCUACAGAGCCUAUCAUAUUAUUCCAGAAAAUGGGUGUCGGGAAGUUAGAGAUGUAUGUGCUAAACCCAACUAAAAACAGUAAAGAGCUCAACUACUUUAUGAAACAGUGGACUGGUAGUGAGAAAGAUUGCGCUUCUCUGUUGCUUCCCAAUGGAAAGAAGUCUGAGAUGCCAUUAAGUUACCUGACCUCUGUUUCAUCACUGAUAGUGUGGCAUCCUGCCAACCCUUCUGAAAAGAUAGUACGAGUCCUGUUCCCCGGCAAUGCCGCACAACAUAAUAUACUAGAGGGUCUGGAAAAGCUCAAGCAUUUAGACUUCUUGAAAUAUCCUGUGGUCACUCAGAAAGAGCUGUUGUCCAAUGUGGCACCAGCACUGAAGCAAGCAAAACUGAAGCACAAAACAGAUAGUAAAGAAAGUCUGAAGUCAGCUUCAAAGCUAUCGUCCACCCAAACAUCUAAGACAGAAGCAAAGGAACAGACUCCAAAGAAAGCAAAAACAGAUGAAUCCAAAGCAACCCAGGAAAAGACUAAGAAAUUUGAGAGGAAAGAGCAAAUUCUGGUGAAAAAGGAGAAAUCACAGACAACAGAUAGUGAAGUCAAGGCAAAAUCAGAUCAGACAUCUAAAAAUGCAACCCCAGAGAAAAAGAAACUAGAGCCUAAACAAAAAAUAAAAACACCCAAGGAACAAGUGUCAAAAAAAGAUAUCAAGGUAAGUGAAAGGAAUAAAGAGGGAAAUGAAGUCAAAAAGGAAUCUGUGAAGAAGGAUGAGAAGUUAGUCUCGAAGAAAGAAGAAAAGGCUAAAAAGGAGGAAAAGGUAAAAAAGGAAGAAACUAAGAAAGAGUUCAAAAAAGAAAUGAAAAGGGAUACAAGGAAAGAUUCUCCAGUGAAGGAGAUCAAGAAGGAAGAGAAGAAAGAACUUAAGAAAGAGGAAAUUGAGCUCAAGAGAGAUGUGAAGAAGCUCUCUAAGGACUCAAAGAAAUCUGCAGCGCCUGCAGGGGACGCCAAAAAACCUGUGCCAAAACCUAAACUGCAAAAAAAAGAAGACGCAUCGAAGAAGAGUGCAGGGAGCCCUGCAAAAAUGAAAGAGAAAGGCAAAGUCAAGAGUACCAAUAAAAAGGAAAGCAAGCCGAGCGAAGACAAGCUCGGCACUGCCACGGCUGGAGUAGCGGCCUGCAUGGCUGCAGCCGCCGGCAUCGCAGAGGCUCUCGAGUCCGAGAGGUCUCUGAUGUCUUCUCCGGAAGACCUCACCAAGGAUUUCGAGGAGCUGAAGGAGCACAAAGCUGUGCCGGACGAGAAAAAAAAGGACGGCGAUUUGCCGGUCAUAAUGUGUCACGACGAGACCGCGUCCCCGAAAAAAUCCCCGGAAGCGGACGAGCACGCGGAAUCGCUGGACGAGGGAAUAACCACGACCGAGCCCGAAGGCGAGUCCGGCGGGACCCCGGAUGAGCCCGAGAGCAAGGGAAAAAUCAGCGGUGACGCCAACGAGAAAUUUGAGGACGAGGGCACUGGGCUGGAGGAGUCCUCGGAAGCCGGGGACUACGAAGAGAAAGGCGAGAGCGACCAGGACGACGAGCGAGAAUAUCUCGUGGGGAAGAAAGGCACACAGUAUUCAGGCAGCUAUGGCGAGGGCAAAGGAAAUGGAAACGAAGCCCCUCGUUCUCCCGUAGCUUCCGUUCGCAACGAAAGACUUCCGGCUGGCGCUGAAAGUGAACCUUCAUCAGAUGAAGAAAACUGCAAUAAACCCUUGGAAGAAUAUACAGUACGGUCCGGUCUCCCUCAACUUGCCACUAAUAUUUCUACCAGCGCGUCAGCACCAGUGGAGCAUGUGCCAAAACCAAGGGGCUUUAAAAGUGAUGAAUCUGUGUCCCCUUCACAGGUGUUUGUGAUGGGUAGUUAUGAUAGAGUAAGACCAUCUUCCCUUCCUGAUAGCCCAACCUCUGACCAUUCAAAGAGUGAUGUCACUGAAGGAAGGGACUAUCACCCUUCAGCCUCAACAAUAUCUCCAGCAUCAUCGCUGGAGGAGGACCGUUAUUGCAAGCAGUUUGCUGAUGAAACUGCAACUCCUGAAGAGAAGACAGUUCGGCAUAACUUACCCUUGGGGAUUUCAGAGAAAAUGACUGCUAAUUCGACAAAACUUAGCCCAGCUCCUCUCUCACCACUCAUAAAGACCCCUACAAGCGACUGUAGCGUUAACUCCGACUUGACACCGACUGCUGUCGCGGCACCGGUUGAUUCACAGUCUGACAGUACGGGCUACGCGUCGUAUCACGAUUCGCCUGCAGAUGAAAAAGCAAGCAGGGAACCUUCUGAGGCUCCCGGAAAAUCCCAAGGCGAUGUCAAAGUAGGAGCUGCAGGUGUGAAAAGGGAAAAGUCAGAGGGAUCAAUCAAAACCACAAGGGAUCUCUCGCCUGUGGAUUCCAGCUUGCUUGGGGCACUUAAAGAGGACAGUAAAAUGUCCAUUUCAGAAGGAACCACGUCUGACAAGUCAGCCACACCAGUUGAUGAGGCUGUGGCAGAGGACACGUAUUCCCAUAUAGCUUCUGCCUCAACUGCCUCUCUUGCCACUAGUUCCCUCCCAGAGCCGACGGCAGAUGAUGUCUCCCCGUCUUUGCAUGCCGAGGUCGGCUCCCCUCAGUCAACAGAAGUGGAUGACUCCCUCUCUGUGUCCGUGGUCCAGACUCCAACCACCUUCCAGGAAACUGAGAUGUCGCCAUCCAGGGACGAGUGCCCCAGGCCGAUGUCAAUUUCUCCAGAUUACUCACCCAAAACAGCGAAAUCCAACACGCCUCAGCAGGAGCCCCGGUCUCCAGAGCAGGCCACCAUGUCCGUUGAAUUUGGCCAGGAUUCUCCCGAUCACUCCCUGGCCCUAGACUUCAGCAAGCAGUCUCCAGAGCAUCCUGCACUUGGCGGCAAUUUUCACGUUGCCGAGAAUGGCCCCACCGAGGUGGACUGCAGCCCGCCGGGAACUGCGGGCUCGGCAUUUUCAAGGGGCAGCUUGCCAACGGCAGAGAAACCGAUGCUCUUCAAAGAAGCUGAUUCAACUAACGCGGCUUCAGUCUCUCCCUCCGAUGGCUCUACCCCAUCCGUUAACACGCCCUCACAGACAGCCUCUCCAGUGAAGGCAGAUCCGCUUGUUAAAGCUACAGCCCCCAGAGAAAUGUCACCAGGCGCAUCACUGCUAUCCGAAAGUUCCCAGAACAUUGAGUCACUUCGGUACACAAAGUCUUCACAGAUUGAGUACAGCUCCUACCAAAGGCUGACGGAAGGGACCCAGAAAAGCGCUUGCGUCUCUGGGGUUCCAAGCGACUCUAAAACGUGUCUCUCGCCGCAGUCUCGAAGCAAUGUAGAUUUAUGCCUGGUCAGCUCGUGUGAGUACCGCCACCCUAAAACAGAACUUUCUCCGUCGUUCAUAAACCCGAACCCACUGGAGUACUUCGCCAAUGAAGCAAACGCCCUAGAAGAGGAAAGGCCUUUGGCCAAGUCUGGGGGAAGGCCUCCUCCGUCCGGUGGGAAGCAACACAUGAAACAGUGUGAGGAAACUCCAGCGACCUCCACCAGCGAAUCUGCCCCCUCCCAGACCGAUUCGGACGUUCCCCCAGGGACGGAGGAAUGCCCCUCCAUCACGGCCGACGCGAACAUCGACUCGGACGACGACUCUGAAACCCUCCCGACAGACAGAACCAUAACGCACAGGCACGUUGAUCCCCCUCCAGCCCCAAUGAGAGACUCCACUCCUUCCCCGCCGCGCCCUGACGUCUGCAUGGUUGACCCAGAAGCUGCGCCAGUCACCGAAAGUCUAGAAAACACCCCCAAGAAAGAGGCGAGUGACCAGACCCCCAAGAAAAAGCAAGAAAGCAAGACCAAGUCCUCCACGGCAGCAGUGAAAACUAGCACUCCUAAAAAGAAGGACCCAUCUGCGUCCAAGUCAAGUGGCAAGUCUGAUGUGAAAGAGGGUGGGGGUAAAGAUGCUAAAAAUGCCACUAAUACCUAUGCUUCGAGGGGCCCAAAAAGUGCAACAGGGUCAGGCAGUGGUAUAGCAGCCGGGGGAGGCAGCGUACCUAACUGCCCCCCCGUAUACCUGGACCUGGUUUACAUCCCGAACCACUGCAACGCCAAGAAUGUCGACGCCGAAUUCUUCAAGUGCGUGAGGUCGUCUUACUACGUCGUCAGCGGCAACGAUCUGGCGGCUGAGGAACCUAGCAGAGCUGUGCUAGACUCCCUCCUGGAGGGGAAGUCCAAGUGGGGCAACAACAUGCAGGUCACUCUCAUCCCGACCCACGACUCAGAGGUCAUGAGGGAGUGGUACCAGGAGACCCACGAGAAGCAGCAGAACCUCAACAUCACGGUCCUGGCCAGCAGCAGCACGGUGGUCAUGCAGGAUGAGUGCUUCCCUGCCUGCAAGAUUGAGCUGUGAUCCCCCUGACACCCACACCCACACCCACAACCACAAUCACAGCCACACCCACACCUACAGCCACUCCCACAGCCACACCCACAACUAUAGCCACACCCACAACCACACCCACAGUCACACCCACACCUACAGCCACUCCCACAGCCACACCCACACCCACAACCACAGCCAAAGCCGCACCCACACCCACAGUCACACCCUCAGCAACACCCACAGCCUCCAAGCUCAAGUUCCUUCUGAAACUGUCAGUUUAAAAAAAUAAUAAUAAAUUAAAUAGAUUGAUAAAAUAAUACAACAUUAAUUUGCUGGAUUAAUUUGUUGUAGACUAUGCCAAAAGAACGUUCCGUUUUAAAAAGGCAUGUAACCUGUGAUCUGAACCCAUCUAGAUAAUGGAACAGUUCCUGAAGCGGUUUCUAUCUCGCUAAAUUAUGUGGGGGCCUACUGCCAAAACAGACGGGGCCUUUUAAGAAAUACAGGAACAGUGCAACUCCCCAUUGUAAGGUGUGUCUGAAGACACAGAAUUGUAUGAUUGUACUUGUGUAUUGACUCCAGUUUGCUCAAGGCCAAAAUUAAUUGAUUAUGCGGACCACAUAUUUAAGGCAUGCUCCCAGUGAAGAUGGCACCAUCGCAACUAGUUUUCACCGUAGUGUCGCAGUGUCAUUGUUUUCUUAGGAAACCUGCAUGCCAUGGGUCCUAAUUAAUAUGGGAAUAAAUUAUCCUCAAUUUCGGCUUUUACCCUGAAGCGUACACCAAAGGAUAAAAAGGAGUAUAGAUUUGAAAUGCCUUAGAAAGUGACUUGAAUGUAAAAGAGGUGCACUCGCUUUUCCGUGUGAAAGCGCUUGAGAAAGCUUUGAGAAUGAAAAUGGGAGGACAGCAAAAUUGUCCCAUCGCCUGCUGCGUAAAGGAAUUUGUGAUUGGACGUUAGUUUGAUUGGACAUUGAGUUUGUUUAUUAUGUGUGUACCUCUGUAAUCCAGCUUGGAGAACUCCUUGACUGAUCCUAUGCAGAACUCCAGCAAACAAAUGUUGACAGGGAAUACACCAGUGAUCUUCACUCCUGGUCCUGGCAGGCCACAGGGUCUGCUGGUUUUUGUUUCCACCUUAAUAUUAGACCUUAACCAAUUAAGACCCAAUAAACUCAUGAGAUGAGUUAAUUGUGUAAUCGACUGCUUUAAUUGAUUAAGUGCAGAGUAACAGCAAAAACCAGCAAACACUGUGGCCCAGCAGGACCAGGAAUGGAGAUAACUGGAAUACACAAUAGUCACUGUAACAAUUGUUUUGUUACUUACAGGCUAGAAUAUGAAGUGUGGCUUUGAUUCAACUUUUGUCUUCAUCUUUGAAGUGUGAGUUAACCAAACCCAGAUUGCAGAGUUCAGCAAUAACCAAAAUGAUCUUGCCAAACUGUUUCUGAGGACAAAUGCGUUUGUUAGAAAAUCAAAGUUCAGGACAAAUGUUGAUUUAAUCACAGUCUAUAUCCCUGGAAAUAAUACGCUGUAGAAUUAGUGUCAUCCUGUAAUUUUCAUUUUAAUAUAGUCAUUUAGCUUUGAUUGGGUUCAUGAGUUAAGGGACGUUUGGGCACCUAUUUUACCAGUAUGCGAGAAAUCAAACUGUUUCAAAGCUGAGUUAUUUUCCCAACUAAUUAUUUUUAAGCACUGGCAAGAACCACUACAUGUGUGAGUAUCUUCCAUUUUAGAUACCAAUGCUUUGGUAUAUUAUGAAGUUAUAAAGUGAUCUAUUUAGAGGUGAAUAGAACUUGUGGAAGCAUAAAGAAAUUGCAAUAUUGCUUCACAGCAUUUCAUUGCCCGUGUCAAAUAGGAACAUUAUUCAAUUUGUCACAUUUUCUUACGAAUUUAAUAAUUUUAGAGUUUGUGUGAGUUUUCUGGCCUUUCACUUUCUCUGGUGUGCUUUCUCUGGAAUAUGGGAGACUUUGGAAGAGCUGGAUUUUAGUACUUUUGAAUUUUUGAAUUCCAUGACUAUUUAAAUAAAUAAUUUAAAUUAAAUAAUAUAGCUGUCACUUGUCACUCAGCCCUUUUAGUUUCCAAAAUGCCUUAACCCCAGUGAGGAAUUAUUUGUCAGCCUAUUUAAAGGUGUUCUAAAAGCUGAAACCACUUUCUUCUUCUACAGUUUUGUGCUCAAUGUCAGAAACGCGUUACAAUAUUUACUUUUAUUUGUUGAUGGCGUGUGAGCGAGGGUAUAUUGACUUUAAAGUAUUUUGUAGAACCAAAUUAAUUGAACAAUAUCAUUUCAAUACUGUGAAAAUUUUAAAUGGACUUUGUGUUUCUACAACUGUUCUUUGCAAAGGGCCAUAUUCAAUUUUGAUUCUGGUGCAAUUUUUUGGUUUGUAAAAUUUUCAGAAAGAUUUUAAAUUAGUUUUUUUUUUUUUUUUUAAACUGUACUGUAAUUACUUGACACCCCUGUGGUAGGGUGAAUGAUUUAGAGAAAUAUGCAUGUGUUAUGUAAUAUAUCAGAUUUUUCUUUUUUCAAGAGGGAGAAUUACAUCAGCAAGCUCAAGCGAAAGCCCAUUAGGUGAUAUGAAAGACAUCAAUCAAGCACCAGGCAUUCAAAUACCCACAGAGUGUUGGCCCUUGCAGAGAUUUUUAAUGUGAUGCACCAUGUAUGGAAAAAAAAAAUGGUGGUCACAUUUAAAGGAAAACAAUGCUUAAAUGUUUGUUGAGGCUUAGUGGCAGAACUCGCAUUUUACCCACCUUACCUGGUGAUGUGUCGCGCACUUCAGUAUUUGUGCAUUGCAUCGCUUAUGAUAGGCUUGUCAGGUUUACAUAAAGACAAUUAAGGCGAUGCUGAAGCAUGAGGUGGAUGAGCAAAGAGUGUUGCAGAGCCAUGGCAAUGCCAACCUUUUGAUACACGACAAUCUUUCACUUCCAGAAAUAUUUUUAAAUGCGAAUCCCAGGGUAAUAUAUUCCACUCGAGAACAAACCUAGCAGUUGUAACAAAUCGACCUCCUCCAGCAGUCGACAGUACAUGUUGUAUUUUCACGAUACUGUGGCUUUGCAGCUACCCCCUGCAUGAACAUCCUUGCUAAUCAGCGCAAAUGGACUUACAGUAAGACAACAGUCUGGCCUUUUCCUCUUAAAAUCACCUCACGUUAUCCCCUCUCUUCUUGAGUAAAUGUUAAUGUCCGUCCGCAGCUGUGUACAGUGUCAUGUAGUCUUGCAUCCUCCCUGGCCUUUUUUAACCAGAUCCAAGGCAGGGAUUAGUUUUAAGUGAAUAUAUUGGCAUAGUGCUUUUCUGAUGUGUGUGCAAAAAAACCUUCCUGAAAUCUUCUUCCUGAGGCAUUUGAUGUUAUGGGAAAGACUAUUAAAAGAAUACAAUCUGCUGUA
Anguilla rostrata (American eel) is the source of this 9071-nucleotide messenger RNA. RefSeq names its product microtubule-associated protein 1B-like. Bases 114 to 5735 code for a protein of 1873 amino acids. Lineage: Eukaryota; Metazoa; Chordata; Actinopteri; Anguilliformes; Anguillidae. Gene Ontology annotation, molecular function: microtubule binding; actin binding. Gene Ontology annotation, cellular component: neuronal cell body; microtubule associated complex; dendrite. The transcript has 7 exons. The record is from RefSeq and is a predicted model, not a curated record. Gene Ontology annotation, biological process: microtubule cytoskeleton organization; dendrite development; axonogenesis.